AUGGAGUCUGUGAAGAAGUUUUAUACCACGGUUUGCGACAAGUCCGCCAGCACCAAGGCUGCCCCGGUCGAUGACCCUGCAGCUUUGCAAGAAAAGGUUAGUGAUAAGGAAGCCGGAUAUCCAACCGUCAACGAUGCCUCGAGCAACGAACAGGAGAAGCCUGCAGAGGAUGCUCAAGCGGGUGUGAAGAAGAUUGAGGCGGUGACUAUCGCCUGGAGCAAGAAAUCCGCCUACCUGUUACUAGUAAUGAUCUGGUUCCUUACCUUGGUCAAUAAUAUGCGAGGAUCUAUGACCUACAGCUUGAACGCAUAUGCGACGAGCUCUUUCGCUGGACAUUCGCUGCUAACCGUCAUCACUAUUGUGUCCUCGGCCAUGGCUGGCUCCAUCUAUAUCCCCAUGGCCAAGGCAUUGGAUCUGUGGGGUCGUGCCGAGGGUUUCCUCGUCAUGAUAACAUUUUGCGUUCUUGGCCUGGUUCUACUCGCUGCAUCCAAGAAUAUCGAGACUUACUGCGCUGGACAGGUUUUCUACUCCGUAGGCUUCGGAGGUCUGGUCUAUACAUGGGAUGUCCUUGCUACCGACGUGACCAAUCUGAGAAAUCGAGGUCUGGCUUUUGCUUUCACCUCAUCGCCAGCAUUGAUCUCCGCGUUUGCCGGAUCCAAGGCUGCUGGUGAGCUGCUUGUGCACUCCACCUGGCGUUGGGGCUAUGGCAUUUGGGCAAUCCUCGUGCCUGUGUUUGCUCUGCCAAUUUACUUCAUGUUGGCUUGGAACCUCCGCCAGGCGGAGAAAAAGGGCAUCCUCAUCCGUGAGAAGAAGAAGUGGGACAUCAGCCCUCAGGGCCUUUGGUGGUUCAUCAUCGAGUUUGAUUUACCCGGAGUUUUCCUCUUCGCUGGAGGCUUCAUCAUUUUCCUCCUUCCGUUUACCCUGGCGGCCAUGGCCCCUCACGGCUUCCAGACCGGCUAUAUUAUCGCAAUGAUUGUUGUUGGCUUAGUGAUGAUCAUUGCUUUCUGGUUCUAUGAGAUGUAUGUCGCACCGGUGCCGUUCCUCAACUAUAAGUUCCUCACCGACCGCACUAUCUUGGGUGCCUGUCUCUUGGAUUUGACAUACCAAGUCUCAUAUUACUGCUACGGCAGUUACCUCUCCUCGUUCCUACAAGUGGUGUACGAAUUGGAUGUGGCAACCGCCGGAUAUGUUGGCAACACCUUCAGUGUCGUCUCAUUUGUCUUCCUCUUCGUUGCCGGUUGGCUAAUCCGCGUGACCGGUCGCUUCAAGUGGAUUCUCUGGAUCUGUGUCCCGAUGUAUAUCUUUGGCCUGGGUCUUAUGAUCCACUUCCGUACACCAGGAGGUUACAUUGGCUACAUUGUCAUGUGCGAGGUCUUCUUUUCUGUUGCGGGUGGGGUAUUCAUUCUCUGCGUGCAACUAGCUGUCCUCUCCUCCGUUGAUCAUCAGCACGUCGCUGCAGUGCUUGCUUUGCUAUUCGUGAUGGGCAGCAUCGGUGGCUCAGUCGGUAGCGCCAUCUGCGGUGCUAUCUGGACGAACACAUUCUUGAAGAAACUUGAGCAGGUGCUCCCAGACUCAGCUCGGCCAAAGUUGAUGCUCAUCUACGAGAGUCUUGUUGAGCAGCUCAGUUAUCCGGUUGGAAGCCCGACCCGUGAUGCCAUUGUGGAGGCGUACGGCUACGCUCAGACUCGUAUGCUCAUUGCGGGCACAGUCUUUAUGGUUCUCGGCUUCGUCUGGGUUGGAAUGAUGAGAAACAUCAACGUUAAGAACAUGACUCAGACCAAAGGUAACGUGUUUUAA
Messenger RNA from Penicillium subrubescens, 1797 nucleotides. RefSeq lists its product as uncharacterized. Bases 1 to 1797 code for a protein of 598 amino acids. Lineage: Eukaryota; Fungi; Ascomycota; Eurotiomycetes; Eurotiales; Aspergillaceae. Gene Ontology annotation, biological process: transmembrane transport. Gene Ontology annotation, molecular function: transmembrane transporter activity. The record is from RefSeq and is a predicted model, not a curated record. The transcript is spliced from 4 exons.